AUCUUCUCAUAUUCUUCCGUUUUCAUUCCCUGAGAGAAAAUAAAAAAAAAAUGAAAAUUUAUCUUCUCAUCAUCAUCGUCUUCAUCAAUCUGUUGUUAAUCCAUCAAACCCAUUCGACUCAGCCUCCAUUUGCUUGUGACGAGUCCAACCCAUCAACGAGUUCAUACCCAUUCUGUAAAUCUUCCCUUCCCAUCCCUAAACGAGUUGAAGACUUGCUGAAACGUCUCACUCUCCAAGAGAAGAUUUCUCAGCUGGUUAACUCAGCUACCGGCAUACCCCGCCUCGGAAUUCCCUUCUACGAAUGGUGGCAAGAAGCUUUGCAUGGCGUCUCCCGUCAUGGAAAAGGUGUUAGAUUUAACGGAACUAUCACCACCGCCACUAGCUUCCCUCAAGUCAUACUCACCGCCGCAUCUUUUGAUCUUCAACUCUGGUUUCGCAUCGCACAGGCAAUUGGGAAAGAGGCAAGAGGAAUGUACAAUGCAGGACAGACAUUAGGUAUGACAUUUUGGGCACCUAAUAUCAAUAUCUUUAGAGAUCCAAGAUGGGGAAGAGGACAAGAGACUGCCGGAGAAGACCCUCUUCUUCUUGGCCAAUUUUCCGUUGCUUACGUUAGAGGAAUGCAAGGUCACGACCUUAAUGGCCGCCGUCUUCCUAAAAACUCCAACCUCAUGACCUCCGCCUGUUGUAAGCAUUUCACUGCCUAUGAUCUUGAAAACUGGAAGGGUGUAGAUCGUUAUCACUUCAACGCUAUAGUGAGUAAGCAAGAUUUGGCUGAUACCUACCAGCCGCCAUUUCAGAAAUGUGUUCAAGAAGCAGGAGCUAGCGGUAUAAUGUGCGCUUAUAAUCAAGUCAAUGGUGUUCCAAAUUGCGCUGAUUACAAUCUUCUUACACGAACUGCUCGUCGCCGGUGGGGAUUUCAAGGAUACAUUGUGUCUGAUUGUGACGCCGUUAAGGUCUUAAGCGUUGAUCAAAACUAUACCAAAACUCCAGAAGAUGCCGUCGCUGAUGUACUCAAAGCAGGGAUGGAUGUGAAUUGCGGUUCUUACGUGAUGAAAUAUGCUAAAUCUGCAAUUGAUCAGAAGAAACUGAACGUAUCAGAUGUAGAUAGAGCAAUCCGUAAUCUUUUCUCUAUCAGAAUGCGAUUAGGAUUGUUCGCUGGAAACCCAACAAAGUUACCUUACGGCGACAUUGGUCCAGACCAGGUUUGCUCCAAAGAACAUCUCGAUCUAGCUCUAGAAUCUGCACUCCAUGGAAUCGUCCUCCUGAAGAACAACGCCAAUCUUCUACCCUUUUCAACAAAAAACAAUUCUUCCCUUUCUCUGGCAGUAAUCGGCCCCAACUCCGACGCCAACGAAACCCUCCUCGGAAACUACGAAGGGCACGCCUGCAAUCCAAUCACCCCUCUGUCUGCCCUUAAACAAUACGUUAACAACGUGAAUUACCAUUCCGGUUGCAGUUACGUCAACUGCACAUCAAUCGCGACCGAUGAGGUGACGAAACUAGCUAAGGAUUCCGAUUACGUUGUAUUGUUCAUGGGAUUGGAUCAAACAGAGGAACGAGAGAAACUAGACCGGGUGAAUCUUGUUUUGCCGGGUAUGCAAGAAACUCUCAUAACAACCGUGGCGGCUGCCGCCAAGAAGCCGGUGGUUCUUGUUCUGCUUUCCGGAGGCCCGGUUGACGUUUCAUUCGCAAAGGAUAACCCGAAGAUCGGUAGCAUUAUAUGGGCCGGUUAUCCAGGUGAAGCCGGAGGGAAAGCAAUCGCAAAGAUUCUUUUCGGUGAACAUAACCCGGGUGGGAAAUUGCCUGUAACAUGGUAUCCUCAAGAUUUUGUUAAGUCUGUUUCAAUGACUGAUAUGAGAAUGAGACCGGAUCCUUCAUCCGGGUUUCCGGGUCGGACUUAUCGAUUCUACCAUGGGAAGACUGUUUUUGAAUACGGGUAUGGUCUUAGCUACACUACAUAUUCUUACAAAUUCGCGUCUGUAAGCAAAUCCACAUUCCAUUUCAACCAAUCGACAUUAGAGGGUGGGAUUUGUGAUGGGUCGAAGUUUGCGGCUUCAGUUCUAGUGAAGAACGAGGGGGAAAUGGCGGGGAAGCAUCCGGUGUUGUUGUUUGUUAAACGGGUCUUACCCGGAAGAAAUAGUAUUGUUAAACAAUUGAUCGGGUUCGAAAGUGUGAGGUUAAACGGAGGAGAAAGCGGUCGGGUCGAAUUCACGGUUAGCCCGUGUGAGCAUCUUGGGCAGGCUAAUGAAGAUGGUUUAAUGGGGAUUGAAGGUGGUUCAUAUCAUCUUGUUGUGGGAGAUGAGAAACAUCCUUUUACCAUUACAGUUUAGAUUUGAUCUGAUCUUAGAGGAGAAUGGAAACCAAAAACUGUAAUAAAUUUUGGUAUAUAUUUCUGACAUUGUGAAAUGGGUGAGUGAUCAUGAUUUAAAUUUUAAA
Molecule: messenger RNA, 2436 nt
Organism: Impatiens glandulifera
Lineage: Eukaryota; Viridiplantae; Streptophyta; Magnoliopsida; Ericales; Balsaminaceae
Product: probable beta-D-xylosidase 7
Exons: 3
Coding region: 51-2330 (759 amino acids)
Biological process (GO): xylan catabolic process; arabinan catabolic process
Cellular component (GO): plant-type cell wall
Molecular function (GO): alpha-L-arabinofuranosidase activity; xylan 1,4-beta-xylosidase activity
Source: RefSeq, a predicted model, not a curated record